Theobroma cacao (cacao) is the source of this 2249-nucleotide messenger RNA. The record is from RefSeq and is a predicted model, not a curated record. Lineage: Eukaryota; Viridiplantae; Streptophyta; Magnoliopsida; Malvales; Malvaceae.
CACAAAUUGAAGAUAAAACUCCAUGCUACUUUCAAUUGCCAGUGGCCUGCUCUUUUCGGAGGCCAGCAGAUGGGCCACCGACAGAAGUCAGCUCCCAAGUGCUGGCAAGGAUUUGUGGAACAAAGUGGAGCUAUGCUCACUUGUUCUACUUAGCCUCUUUCUGCACAUUGUUCUCAUUGGAUUUGGGCAUGGAAUUAAGGGAAAAGCAAGUCGUUGGGUCAUACCCGUUGGUUGGCUAGCAUACUUCCUGGGAGACUGGGUUGCAACUGCUUCACUUUCUACCCUCCUAAAGCGCCAAAUAGAGAAGAUCAAUGCCAUUGAAGUGCUCUGGGCACCUUUCCUUCUCUUGCAUCUUGGCAAUGCGGAAACCAUGGCUGCUAACUACUUGGAAGAAAGUGCAUUGUGGGUAAGAUACUUGGUUGGCCUACUCAUCCAAUUUGGGAUGGCAUAUUAUGUCUACUGGAGGUUCCAAACUAGACAUACUGGGUUCAAUUUUCUAGCUACGUUGAUAUUCAUAGCUGGGAUUAUCAAGUGCGGGGAACGAAUUUGGAUUCUCAGUGUCUCAAGCUUCGAGAAUUACAAAAAAUCAGUUUUAAGAGCUCCUCCCCCUGAAAUUUCACACACGCUCGAGGGCAAAUUCGAUUUUCCUAAGCAUGAGCUACUGAUGGAUUACUUGGGAAGGGAAGGCGUAAGACCAGAAGCUGAAUAUCUCCAUCAAGCAUAUCUUUCCUUCAAGAUGUUCGUGCCCCUAUUUUCAGGCCUCAAGCUUCGGUUUUACAAAAAGUUAAAUGACAUCUUCACUUUACAGAAGUCCAUGUCCGCUAAAGAGGCCUUCAUGUUGGUAGACAUUGAACUAGAAUUCUUGUACGACAUGCUUUACACCAAGACCAGCAUCCUUAACUCUGUCACGGGUCUCAUCCUCCUCUCCAUCAGCUUACUGUCUUGCAUUUCAGGAUUUAUUGCCUUCUCAGUCUUCAUUAGCAAGCGUCCCUACCCACGUGUCGACGUUGCCAUAACUUACUUGCUGCUGGUGGUAGCUAUUAUUGCAGACACCCUUGCACUCGUUACGCAGCUAUUCUCCAAGUGGACAGUGCGCCAGUGGACCAAACCAGGCGGCAAGAAGCUUCCUAAAUGUGUUGAUCGAGUUAUUAAUCGUUGGUUAAAGCAUAGAAAGAAGGGGAAAGGAAUCACAUCCAUGGCACAAAGUAGCCUUCUAAAAUAUUGCCUAAAGUCCAAGGCAACCACGAUUAGUACAGUUGCAAAUAAACUUCGCCUGGGAAACACAGUUUUAGAGAAGUCCCUGCAUCAAUUAGAUCAGAAUUGGCGUCGUCCUGAUUGGAUAGAUGUGGACCUUGAACUGAAGGAUUUCAUUUUCCUUCAUCUUAAAGAGAAACGUACGCAAUACGAACAAAAGCAAUUUGAUUUCAAGUCACUCUCAUGUUUACUGAACGGGGGAGCUUAUGAGUUGCUACACAGCAAAGAACUCCACGAGGAGGUGGGUUGGAGCUUAAAGGAUCUAGAGUUCACCCACAGCCUCCUUAUUUGGCAUAUUGCUACGGAUAUUCUUUACUAUGAUCAACGAAGAAGGUAUCCACGAGGAAGUUUCAGUGCCCGCUGCCGAAUAAGUAAACACUUGUCCGAUUACAUGUUGUACCUCCUGGUUAAGGCUCCAUUUAUGCUUCGAAAAGGUAUUGGUGAGCUGAGAUACAGAGACACUUGCAGGGAAGCUGUCAAAUUUCUCGACCAGGAAAUGCAAAUCAAAGGCGUUCGGUUGGCUGCCACGACGCUGCUGGCUAUCGAUGCAGAGUGGCGAGGGUUCCUUUUUCAGAUGAAGGGGCAGGGGAAGUCGGUGUUCUUCGCAGGCAGUGCGCUUGCCAAAAGAUUGAGAUGGUUGUCAAGGGAAGACGAGAAGCGGAUGGAUGAAGACGAGGUAUGGGAAAUAAUCAGCUGUGUUUGGAUGGAGAUGCUGGUCUCUGCUGCCAACCAUUGCGAUUGGAAAGAUCAUACAAUGCAGCUUCGGCAUGGCAAAGAGCUGCUCACUCACGUUGCUCUUUUGAUGGCACAUCUUGGUUUGAGCAAGCACAUUCGGAUGACGGAUCUUCCACUGCAGCUUGAGGCAGAGGGGGAUAGCUACAAUCCCCCUUGGAAGUGGGCCGAACUUGACCGCCUGGCUUAUUACUUGGCCUAAUAUCAUUUCUCUUCCCUGUGUACUUAAUCUCUUGCAUAACCCUAUUUCUUUUCCCUUUUAU